Molecule: messenger RNA, 1081 nt
Organism: Rhodotorula graminis WP1
Lineage: Eukaryota; Fungi; Basidiomycota; Microbotryomycetes; Sporidiobolales; Sporidiobolaceae
Exons: 6
Coding region: 1-894 (297 amino acids)
Biological process (GO): fatty acid elongation; sphingolipid biosynthetic process; very long-chain fatty acid biosynthetic process
Cellular component (GO): endoplasmic reticulum membrane
Molecular function (GO): 3-hydroxyacyl-CoA dehydratase activity
Source: RefSeq, a predicted model, not a curated record
AUGGCCAAGCCCACCACCUCGACCCGCAAGCCCUCGCGCGGCCCGAGCCCGCCGCUGCGCCUGUACCUCACGGCGUACAACCUCGUCUCGGCGGGCCUGUGGGGCUACGUCCUGCUGCGCGCCGCCGAGCACAUGCUCGGUGGGGACGGGUACACGGGACUCAAGGAGUGGGCAGGGUGGCAGUCGACCGGCGAGACGCUCGUCAAGCGCGCGAGCGGCACCUACGAUGCAGUUGGCCAGACGGUCAAGUGGGUCCAGACGGCUGCCCUCCUCGAGGCUGUCCACUCGGCGAUCGGGCUCGUCCGGUCGCCUCUCGGUACCACGGUCGCCCAGAUCACGUCCCGCCUCAUGCUCACUUGGGGCGUCGGCGAGCUCUUCCCCGAGGUCGCCCGCUCGCCCGUCUACCUGUCGAUGAUCACCGCCUGGUCGUUCGCCGAGAUCAUCCGCUACUCGCACUACGUCGCCGGCCUCGCCGGCGUCAAGAUUAACGCGCUCGAGUGGCUCCGCUACACGGCGUUCUACGUCCUGUACCCGGUCGGCGCCGGCUCGGAGGCCGUCCUCCUCAUCAAGUCGGCCGCACCCGCCAAGGCGGCGUACGGCGCACUCGCCGGCGCCUGGGCCUACUUUGUCGUCUGCGCUUGGCCUCCCAGCCUCGCCUUCAUGAUGAAGUACAUGCAUUCGCAGCGCCGCAAGCACGUCGGCGGCGCGUCGUCGUCGUCGUCAUCGUCGGGCGCCUCCUCGUCGUCGGCCCGCAGCGCCGCCAACGCCGUCACGACGCCCGUCAAGGCCGCCGUCAAGGACAUCACGAGCGCCGUCAGCGAGGCCAACGUGCUCGACGCGACGGCGACCGAGACGCCCGCCAGGAGCACGCGCAGCCGCGCAAAGAAGCAGUGAGCGCGCCGGGCGCGCUGUUUGGUGGCGGCUCGAGCGGGCGGGACGGGACGGGAGCGGCGGUUGGACGGCACGCUCGAGGUAGGAGGGCAGGUGGUACAGAUACCCGGGUUUCUACACGCGCGAGACCAGGAGGGAUGGUCUCCUUUCCUCCCCCUCGUCGCCCUCGUCCAAAUUUCGACUUUCUCGC